CCAGAGCCGAGUGGAGCCAGCCCUCUUCCAGCAAGUCGUUUAUGUGGAAAUGAAAUGUUCUUUUUUAAAGCGAAAAUAAAGAAAUCUCAUCGGUACAGCAACUCAACAAAAGUGGAAAUCAUUUAGGAUGGACUGUAAAGCAUUGCAUGAGAUAAUACAUGCAAGAAGACUCAAGGCUGCAAGUCGGAGGCAACAGAAAAUAACUACAAACAUGCUUUAUUAGUUGGAAAUACACCUCUUUGCACAGGAUAAGCUGGUACAAGCAAACUAAUAAUAUUUCUUCAAAGCUAAGAUGAUGGAGUAUAAUGAGAGGGUCCUUUGUGGGUCUGGAGAGGUGGAACUGGACCCCAACAUCGUCAGUGAGGAGGCUGGGAAGCUCUAUGCAGAACUGCAGACGGUGAUUGAGCUCCAUGGAGAAAGUGUGGUGGAGUCCCUCGUGCCCAUUUUUGUUUGGGUCCUGGAGGGUUUGGCCAACUGCAAAUCACAGCUCAGAGACCGAGAGGAAGAGGCCAAUCGGGAAAAGGCUGAAAAGGAGGACCUACUCGAGAGAUAUCAAACUGAGAAAACACUACGCAAAGAGAGCCAAGAGAGAUAUCUGGAGCUGGACGACCAAAUGGAACAAGAGCGCAGAGCCAUGAGGAUGAGAGAGAAGGAGCGCGAGAGGAGAGAGAAGCAGUUGGAGAGCAAGGCGCGAGAGCAAGCUGAUCAGUUGGUAGCUUUGGAAGAACAAAAGACACAUCUCAGUAGAGAAUUAAGCACACUACGGCACUCACACACCAAGCUGACUUGCACAUACCGAGAAAUGCUGGACAGGAGGAAAGAAUCAGAAAGAGAGUCUCCUUUAAGGAAUCAUGUACACCCAAAGAAUCCUGAGAAAACAUUCUUCAAUCCCCUCUCAGAGUCUAAUCACAAUGAUAAGCAGCUUGUUCGACGGCCCCAUUCAAACUCCGGUCCUCCGAUGUUGGAGCAGGUAAAGCCCAAAGAGGAACAGAGCCCUGCAAAGUCCACAGUGAAACCUGACGCAAACCAAGACCAGUUCAUCAAUGACAUCAUCACCUCCACCCCUGAGCUGGCACAUUUACAGGGAGGCGGGCGGUCCAGGAUCAGCAUCCCCGUCAGUCUUGAAGAACAACCAGGCGAUACAUUUGAAACCAGUAUGGAAGAUGAGAUCAGGAAAGAGCAAGAGAAUGAAGAAGAGAGUGAUCCCAAAGAGCAGCAGGAAUCAAGCAGAGAGACAAAGGAGGAAGACGAGGAGGAGGAGGAGGAGUCUGAGGACGAAGAGCUGGAGUUUGAGCUGCGAAACACUGACUCUGUCUUCUCUGAGCUGUCUGAGCUGAGCCGCGACUAUCUGGAGAGUGUGGACCAAGGAGCGAGUGUCAGAGGUGGUGCAGACCAGUUUGAAGAGAUUCUUUCAAAAUAUGAGGAACUGAAAGUCACCCAUGAGCUUGUAGAUGCAGCCCGUAAAUCUUUAAUAUCUCGAGUGGUGGAGUUGACUGAUGACCGUUCGACUCUUCAACUGGAACUCAGCUCUCUUCAAGAAACAGUGGCACGUUUAGACAAUCGACUCAAAGAAAAAGAAGAAGAGAUCAAAAGACUCAAAGUGGACCUGGAAGCUUUUCAGUCCUCAGAUUCAGAUGCCUCUGUGCCGGCAUCUGUGCGUCACUUCUCUCGUUCUGAAAUGGCUCGAGUUGUCAUGGAGAAGAAUCAGUACAAGCAGCGACUGGUUGAACUGCAGGACACCAUGAGAAGUCAAGCUGUCAGAGCUUCAAGAGAGGAGAGGUUAACAGGUGAUAAAAGCUCAAGUGUUUGGAAAAAAUUCAAUCGCCUACUUGGCCUCUCUAAGGAACCCCUGAUUCCACCUCCAUCUUCAGCGUAUCCUAAAGCAAACCCCCCCUACCCUUCUGUACCACGCCAGGCUGCUAGUCCAGUCAAGGCAGAGUCAACAUCUCAAGCUUUAUCACCUCGAGUCAGGCGGAGAGAGUAUUACAGAGAAAUCCGUUCUCACAUUUGGGGAAAACUGGGAAAACGUCAGAUUCACGGCUGGAGUGUUCCUCUGGCCAACACUCAGGAAUCACAGGAGCCUGUCCCUGAGCCCAAAGAUAUCCCUGUUUUAGUAAAGCUCAGACUUCUUGAUCAGCGGGAUUCAACUGCAAAGCUAAACUGUGCAGUGGCAGUCCCACCUGAAGUCUCAGGAGAAGCCUCUUGCUCCGUGUGGGUCAUAUCUGGACCGGCCUCUAACAGUGAGAUCACAGUGAUAGACCCGGCCCGGCCCAACACAGUCCUGGACCAGUUCACACUCCCUCCCACAUCUCCUGCCCUCUGCAUCUGUGCUGUGCCCCCUAUAGGUAACAAUCCAGGAACUGUGUGGAUUGGAACUCAGGAAGGAAGUGUUCUGGUGCACUCAGCCUCGUCCAACAGGAGGCGCUGUCUACAGUCCAUCUCAUUUUCAGAGGCUGUACAUUCACUCACGUUUACACAGAAUCAAGUCAUUGCAGGUUUAGCUGAUGGCACUUUAGUUUUUUUUUCACCCACACCAGGUGGCUGGGACCUCUCACCUAAUGCAGUAAUGUCUCUUGGAUCCACUCCACUGCAGCCCAUUCGAUGCUGUCUUGCAAAAGCUGGGCGCAUAUGGGUGGGAUACUGGAACAAAGUUCAUGUGGUGGACAUUGAAAACAGGAAAACUGAGCAUGUUUUUACCGUGUCAGAGCGCAGUGAGCAGCAGGUGCGGUUCCUGUGUGCGGGGGGCAGCGGAGUGUGGACCGCCUGCAGACUCGACCCAAUCCUCCGACUCUACGACUGGACCACUGGGCGACCAUUACAGGAAGUGGACUUUUCUGCCCUGGUCCUUAAAACUCUAGGUCAAGCCUUCCUCACACUGUCACCUCUUCAAAUCUCAUCUCUGUCCAUCAUCUGCGGUCGUCUCUGGAUUGGAACAGGAGGUGGCGCUAUAAUCUCCAUACCCCUGUCUAUAACAUCAGAAGCGGUUUCUAUUCCGUACUGCUCCACUGCCUCGACUCAGCUCUGUUCCCAUGGACACAGGCAAGCCGUCAGGUUUAUCAUCCCUGCUCCAUCUUGUUUGAUGAUCUCUCCUGACAACAGCACUGUUACUCCAUCUCAGCUGAUUAUCAGCGGAGGCGAAGGAUACAUCAACUUCAGAAUCGGUGACGAUGCAAAUGAGGAAUCAGAUGAAGUGAUCCAAAGCUCACCCCUGCGGGCUGAACGCAGUCACAUGUUCAUCUGGCAAAUUUCCUCUGCCUCAGUGCCUAACCCUGCCCUUUAACCUCUGACGUACAAAAUCAAAACCUGCAAGAACUUCUGAGUUGGUGCUUCAUUGAGCCAGACGACGUCAUUAAACAAUAAAAACAUGUCAUGAGACAGUUUAUAAAAAUAAUAUUAUUUUAUUUGUUUACCUCAUAAGAUGCACUUGCUUUGGAAAAUCUGGUGUUUUUUGGAAUAAUUAACAAGGAGCUGGUCAGUAUUCACUAUUUAAAUUGAUUUUAUUUUGUCCUUUUAACCCAGUGUAUUAUUUAGGGUUUCAAUCAUGGAAUUUUGUGAAACCAAGUAUGAUUUUUAGAGUAUAUGUUGCAGUGAAUGUGAAACGAAUGGGCAUGGAUCAUUUAGACAAUCAGAAAUAUUAUUCAGGUAUUUUUUUCUGCAGGUGCAACUUUUGUUUAUUAGCUCUUUUCCAGCAUGCAGUAUUCUCAGUAUGUGAUUUAUGUUGUCAACUGCUAUUGAUUUAAUGUAUGUCUGAUUUUGGUUUCUAGUAAAAAAAAAAGAGGAAUUCUUUAUAAUGUAUCUCUGUACUGGUCCUAUUCUUCUUGCAAAGAAGGUCUUAAAUUAAUAUUGGCUCUAAGCCCAACUUUAAAAAAAACAAUGUUGUCAGUGAAUAUCUUUAGCCUUUUAUUUUUGUAAGUGACUACAAUAUAUCAAAUGCAACAAUGAAAAACAGAUACAGGCUAAUAAAAAUGUAUAUCUCUA
Molecule: messenger RNA, 3978 nt
Organism: Boleophthalmus pectinirostris (great blue-spotted mudskipper)
Lineage: Eukaryota; Metazoa; Chordata; Actinopteri; Gobiiformes; Gobiidae
Product: C-Jun-amino-terminal kinase-interacting protein 4
Exons: 28
Coding region: 293-3280 (995 amino acids)
Biological process (GO): vesicle-mediated transport
Cellular component (GO): cytoplasm
Molecular function (GO): kinesin binding; MAP kinase scaffold activity; signaling receptor complex adaptor activity
Source: RefSeq, a predicted model, not a curated record